Messenger RNA from Cololabis saira (Pacific saury), 3483 nucleotides. RefSeq names its product probable E3 ubiquitin-protein ligase HERC4. Gene Ontology annotation, biological process: ubiquitin-dependent protein catabolic process; protein ubiquitination. The record is from RefSeq and is a predicted model, not a curated record. Lineage: Eukaryota; Metazoa; Chordata; Actinopteri; Beloniformes; Belonidae. Bases 1 to 3045 code for a protein of 1014 amino acids. The transcript is spliced from 23 exons. Gene Ontology annotation, molecular function: ubiquitin protein ligase activity.
AUGUUUUCGUGGGGAGAGGAGUACGGCCACAGCUUUCGCCUGAAGAACAGCCCAGCUGUCACGAACAGGGACGGAGUUACGCUUUUAAAGCUCACUUUCCGCACCGCAGAUCUGUGCGCAGGUGGCAGCGUGCUCGCCUUCGCCAAGACCAGCGGGGAAGUGUUCAUUGUGCGCACCAACCAGGGCGAUGAUGGGAGAAGAGUCCGAGGAAAAUACAAGUUUGUGAGCUGUCAGGAGAAAGCCCAGGCUGUGAGUUGUGGUGAGGAUGUGGUGAUGCUGCUGUCUGAGAGAGGCUCGGUGUUUUCCGUGGACACGACUCACACUCCUUACACCGCCAGCUCUCUGCGAGCUCUGCAGAACAUUCCCGUCACCCAGGUUGCUUGUGGGAGCCAGCACACGCUUGCACUGACCAAAGACGGCCGGGUGUUUGCGUGGGGCCAGGACUCCAGGGGUCAGCUCGGCCUGGGGAAGGGAGGAUCUGGCACCAGUUCCCCCCGACAGCUGGGAUGUCUGGCGGGCCUGCCUCUGGCUCAGGUGUCGGCCGGAGGAGAGCAGAGCUUUGCUCUGUCCGUGUCUGGAGGCGUGUUCGGCUGGGGAAGGAAUGAUUGCGGACAACUCGGACUGGGCGACGCUGAAGAUAGACAUAUACCAACUCCAGUUCAUCACCUGAACAAGAAGAAAACUCUUUUAAUUUCCUGUGGACGGGACCACACUGCAGUUUUGACAAAGGAUGGUGCUGUGUUUACAUUCGGCUCUGGCCAACAUGGACAGCUUGGACACAACUCAUUACGAGAUGAGCGCCGUCCGCGGCUGGUUGCAGAGCUCUGGGGGGCAAAAGCUACAAAGAUUGCAUGUGGAAGAUAUCACACAUUGGUGCUGACGGACUCAAAGAAGGUCUACUCCUUUGGGUGUGAUGCUCAAGGGCAGCUGGGGCGUGGAGAGGAGAGCCAUCCAUCUGUGCCUCUUCCAGUCCAACUGCCACAUGGUAACACAAAUGGCCACAUGAUUCACAACAUCUACGCCGGAUGCAACAGUUCAUUUGCAACGUGCAUGUCUCAUGAGGCCGUUCACAGCGAGUCCAGCAGCACCACAAACACGGACGCAACACUGCACUGUAUUGAAAAUAAAGUGGAUAGAUGGGUUUCUGAGUGUGAUUCAAAGCUAGGGAAGAUGACGAAGCAGGAAAUCCAUUUGACAUUUUCCUCUGCAUCCUUUAUGAAUCAGAGCUUUCUCGAUCACAGGAAAGACGGUCAUUUCCAAACAUCACCACUUUCCUCUGGUUUGGACUUGUCACUUGCUCCAAGUGUUUUUAGGAAACUAGUGGAGAAGGACGAUAUCUUAACAGAGGUGGAAACUGUGGUCGUGAAGCUGCUUCACUCUCUUGGUGUGAAACCAGUGGGAGUAGAAGGGUUGAGGCUCUUCCUGAUUCUCAGUGAGCUCCUUCGUGCUAUUCAGGAACGUGGCGUGAAUCAGAGCUUGAGGCUCGCUGUGGAGGUCGCCGCCGUCAUGCGAAAGCUGUCUGCCGAAAGCCUGCAGAUUUUAGAAUGCUGGUGGUCCUCGCUGUCAUCCUCCACUCUGCGCAGGCAUGUGAAGGCGUGGAAGACGGCCCUCUCGGCGAUCCUGCCCCAUGUGCCCUCUCCUCGCACCACCAUCAAAAACGUUCUACUGGUUCUUCAAGUCCUACACAAAGCCAACAACAGGAGGAAGAGGAGAAUUUCUAGAGCCACUUUUUGUUUGGAGAUUUACCAAAGAUUUCUUCUAGAAGAGCUGCAGCUUUGGCUGUCAGAAAUCAAGACGAACAACAACAACAGGAGACUGCAAAGCAGUGCAGAUGACCAACCAUUCCUCUACUGUAGCUUCCUUUUUGUGUUGGGACUCAAGUUAAAGAAAGAGGCUUUUUACAACUACGCUCUCAUCACUAAGGGAGAACACAUGAACCCUGGAAAGGUGGAAAUGCAAUUCGAUUUUCAAUACGGAUUGGUUCCCGUACAAAAGUAUGAUUAUUUUGAAUUGCAUCUGAGGCGAGCGUCACUUGUGGAAGACACCUUUGCACAGCUGGCUGCUGCCCCUCCGAGUGACUUCAAGAAGACACUCAUGGUCUAUUUUGACGGAGACUCAAAGGUCACACAGGUCUACAGGAAAGACUUGUUCCACCACUUGUUUCGCAACAUUGUGGAAACUAAACCAGAGAUGUUCAUGUUUAAUGACUCCAAAACUCUGGCGUGGUUCCCCUCUAAAGCAACAGAGGAGCUGAAGGCAGAUCUCCACCUGUUUGGAGUUCUGUGUGGACUGGCCUUGUACAAUGACUGUAUCACGUACCUGGCGUUCCCUCUGGCUCUGUUCAAAAAGCUGCUCCGCUUAGAGCCGACGCUGGAGGACAUGAUGGAGUUCAGUUCCAGUGUUGGACAGAGCCUGCAGUACAUCUUGAACUAUGAGGAGGAUGACCUAGAAAACCAGUACUAUGACUUUGUGAUUAACUGGGAUGGUGCAAAUGUUGACCUCGAUCCUCAAAAUCCAGGAAAAGCAGUCACGAGUCAAAAUAAGAGGGAGUUUGUGGAUGCCUACGUGAAUCACGCCUUCAACAAGUCAGUGGAAAGCACUUUUCAGGAGUUUGAGCGGGGCUUCUUCCAGGUGUGUGACCGGCCGCUGCUGAAGCUGUUUGGGCCGGAGGAGCUGCGGCGAGUACUGGCAGGCCACGACGACUAUGACUGGGAAAAACUCAAACAGAAUGCACUUUGUGACUUGUACGACCUAAGCCCGUCCACGAUUCAAAUGUUCUGGGAGGUUUUCGAUGAACUGACGGAAGAUCAGAAGAAAGAUUUCCUCUGGUUCCUCACUGGUUUCAGGAAGCCCCCCAUUCUCGGCAUGGAGCAGAUCCAAAUGCAAAUGCGAAGUAAACAAAUCUUAAGCGGAUCCCACGAUCAGCACUUUCCUGAGUCACUGACGUGUCACUGCAUCCUGGAACUGCCUUCAUACUCAACCAAGGAGAUCAUGCGAGACAGACUCAUCGCAGCCCUGGAACCAGAGAGUGGAUUCCUGGAGUGAGGCAGCAGAGACUCCUGGACCACCAGCUUUGUAUCUGCUUUGGGAAAUGGAGAAUUCAGUGUUGUUCUGUCAGAACAUCUCUCCCCUGUUACCUCAGAAAAUAAAACCAAAACAAAACACUGAACAAACAUGACACUUUUGUACGACUGCACUACAGAGCAACAAUUCCACUGAGACUUAACAGAGCUGUGGUUUUUCAGCUUUAAAGUGACCAGUUCAGGUAUUUGUGUUUAAAUGUUUAAGCUACAGUGAAAUAAUUUAUAUGUAUUUUUGUGCCUUAGUCAGACCGAUAAAUCUAAUACAUUCUUCUUCUACCUCCUGUAAUCCAAUGAGUAUGUUAAUUAUGAUUAUAUUAUCUUGUUCUGUCUUUUUUCAAUUUUCUUAUUGUUGUUUUCUUGAAUGUAUGAUAUCCUACUAAAUGUUAUUCAGUUAUCUGAA